AUGUCGGAGGCAGUUUGGGGGGCUGUGCGGUCGGCCGGGGUCAACGGCUUCACCCACCUGAACCUGACCAAGCUGGACGUGCUGUCAGACCUCAAGGAGAUCAAGGUGGGUGUUGCGUACGUGACCAAGGACGGCAAGCGCCACACAUCAUCCAUGCCGGCCGACAUCCCGACCCUGGAGCAGCUCGAGGUGGAGUACGAGGUGCUGCCCGGCUGGUGCUCCGACAUCAGCGGCGCGCGCCAGUGGGGCGACCUGCCGCCCGCCGCGCAGGCGUACGUGCGGCGCGUGGAGGAGCUGGCGGGGGUGGAGGUGCGGUGGAUCGGGGUCGGGCCGGGGCGCGACGCGGUGGUCACGAAGCCCUCCCAGUGA
Monoraphidium neglectum is the source of this 369-nucleotide messenger RNA. Its product is annotated as adenylosuccinate synthase. The transcript is spliced from 3 exons. The annotation marks the transcript as partial. The record is from RefSeq and is a predicted model, not a curated record. NCBI's taxonomy places the organism in Eukaryota, Viridiplantae, Chlorophyta, Chlorophyceae, Sphaeropleales, Selenastraceae.